AUGCAGUGGGUCACUCUGGUAGUGGCCCUGGGGUGUGUGUGUCUGUCCCGGGCGUCACACACCCCCACCCCUACCCCCACCUCCACACACACCCCUCUAGUGGACAACUCCGAGGAGGAAGUGGACGAGCCGUGCUUCGAGCCGUGCACGUGCGAGGUCAAAGAAGGAGUGCUGCAUGUGCACUGUGAUGGGCGGGGCUUCACUAAUGUCAGUCAGGUGUCACAGUCGUGGGUUCGCCCUUUCAAACUCAACCUCCAGAGGAACUCUCUUAGGCGUCUCUAUAGCAACGGGUUUCAGCACCUUGGCAACGCUGUGUCGAUAAACCUUGGCAACAAUGCACUCCAGGACAUCCGAGUGGGAGCUUUCCAUGGGCUGGCCAAACUCAGACGUCUGUACCUCCACGAGAACAAGCUGGAGGUCUUCAGGAAUGACACCUUCGCUGGCUUAGAGGCUCUGGAAUAUCUCCAGGCCGACUACAACGUGAUCAAACGAAUCGACAGCGGUGCUCUGAGGUUCCUCUACAAGCUCCGGGUUCUCAUCCUCAAUGACAACCUGAUCCCUGUCUUGCCUGCUCAUCUGUUCAGAUCUGUGUCUCUGACUCAUCUGGACCUGCGGGGAAACCGUCUGAAGAGCCUGGCAUAUGCUGGGACCCUGGAGUACGUUGGUCGCUCCCUGAUGGAGCUACAGCUGGAGGAGAAUCCUUGGAACUGUGGCUGCGAGGCAUUGCAACUACAGCAGUGGCUUGGUCAGAUCCCCUACACGGCUGUAGUCGGGGAUGUUACCUGCGAAUAUCCCUUCCACCUUCACGGCAAGGACCUGAGGGAAAUCCCCCGCAAGGAGCUGUGUGCUGACCUGCCGGAUAAAGACCUACAAGGAGAGGGGGGUGGGCCAUCCACAGGAUCGCAGCCCCAACAUCUGCCCCCUAACUCUAAACCCAACUCACAUCAUGGGAGAGUCAGGCCAACUAAGCCCUCCUCUAUGGUGCAUGGCUCACGCCAGAACACUCAUACCUCCUCCACUUCGUCAUCCUCUUCCUCAGCGGAGCGUAAGGACAGAGAGAAGCACCCAAGGCCGACUAAAAGGCCUCGACCUUCCAGAAUAUCCCCCACACCUCGCAGUCUGAUGCCCAACCAGAACCCCCCCGUGGCUGGCUACCAAACACGGCCCCCCAUCCCUAUCAUCUGUCCCCUGGGCUGCACUUGCAACCUGCACAUCACAGACCUUGGCCUGACCGUCAACUGCAAGGAGAACGGCUUCCUCAACGUGUCCCAGCUCACACCUCGGCCCCUUAACGGCCGCAAGCUGUACCUGAGUGGAAAUUUAAUCCAGAGGAUCUACCGCACAGACUUCUGGAAUUUCUCCAGUCUGGACCUUCUUCACCUGGGGAACAACCGCAUCUCCUACCUCCAGGAAGGGGCCUUCUCCACCCUGACGAGCUUGAGAAGCCUCUACCUGAAUGGGAACAACCUGGAGAGGCUCAGCCCCCAUGUGUUCCUGGGGUUGCAGAAUCUGAGGUACCUUUAUUUUGAGUACAAUGAGAUCCGUGAGGUAGAUCCUGGGACGUUGGACUCCAUGCCUUCCCUCCAGCUGUUGUUUCUUAAUGCCAACCUGCUGCGGAGCCUCCCUCUCGGCGUGUUUUCAGGAGUUAAUCUGGCUCGUCUCAAUCUGAGAAACAACCACCUCCUGCAGCUUCCUAUGGAGGGUGUGUUGGAGCAUCUCACGGGACUGGUGCAGGUGGACCUGCAGCAGAACCCAUGGGAGUGCAACUGUGAAGCAGCUCCACUGAAGCGUUGGCUGGAGGGGCUGAGUGCGGUGGUGGUGGUGGGAGAGGUGGUCUGCCAUUCCCCGGAAAAGACCAAGGGUGUAGACCUGCGCUCCCUCUCCAUGGAGCUGCUCUGUCCUGAGCUGGAGCCCCAGGAGGACCAGGAGCAGGAGGAGCAGACAGCCACCUCCACAGCUGCAGACAGAGGUGUAUCGGUUGGCUACCCCGGCUCAGGGCAGGGCCCCCUGAUCCCUCCUGGGAAGGAUUCAAUCCCUCUGUCGGUGUUGGUGCUCAGCCUGCUGGUGUUGUUUGUCUCAGCAUUCUUCGCGGCAGCGGCACUAAUCGCCUACGCCCUGAGGAGGAGGGACAAGCUGCCGUUCCGUCGCCAGGGAGAGGUAGACUUGGCCGGCAUCCAGAUGGAGUGUGGAAUCUUCACUGAGCAGACACACCACCACCACCACCAUCACCACCACGGCCUCCCAGAGACGCCACCUCUACAUCCACCGGAACACAAUCACGUCUACGACACCAUCUUGCCGCCUGAGGCUGCUUCAAAAGGUCCCAACCCAACUGCAGCCACGCACAUGUGUAGCAACCCCAUCUACAAAGAGGAUCAGGACACCACGGUGAAACAGCGACCACGGCAGCAGCAGACGUUUGCAGCUUCCAAAGACAGCGAGGGAGGAUACUGCUCUGCAGCAGAGAAGGAGAGGGAGUGGACUCUAGACGUGUCCUCAUCACCCAUCAACACUGUUACAGGAGCGAUGGGACCGCUUGCAGGCCUUCACGGGAACGGCAUCCUCUGCCCCACAGUGAUCGACAGCCAAGGACCCACCCCUAAAGUCGAACCAGUGGACUGCUUCUUCAGACUCCCCGCCCCGGAGUUCAAAGACCUGCCAGACAGGUACGCAAGGCCGCCGCCCCGCUACCCCCACCCCCAAGACUCCAAACAGGACACCAGACCCGACCAAACGCUCGUGGUCACCACUGUCAGUUCCACAACAGGUGGUAGUAACAGCAGCCAGAGCGAGCAGGGAGCGGGAGAGCAGAGAGCCAGACUGAGGACCACACCAGACUACAUGGAGGUGCUGGACCGUUCUUACCAGUUCUAA
This is a messenger RNA of Toxotes jaculatrix (banded archerfish), 2874 nucleotides long. RefSeq names its product SLIT and NTRK-like protein 3. The record is from RefSeq and is a predicted model, not a curated record. Gene Ontology annotation, cellular component: GABA-ergic synapse; postsynaptic density membrane. The coding region runs from base 1 to 2874 and encodes 957 amino acids. NCBI's taxonomy places the organism in Eukaryota, Metazoa, Chordata, Actinopteri, Toxotidae. Gene Ontology annotation, molecular function: protein binding. Gene Ontology annotation, biological process: positive regulation of synapse assembly; regulation of presynapse assembly; axonogenesis. The transcript is spliced from 6 exons.